Molecule: messenger RNA, 3977 nt
Organism: Oncorhynchus masou masou (cherry salmon)
Lineage: Eukaryota; Metazoa; Chordata; Actinopteri; Salmoniformes; Salmonidae
Product: growth/differentiation factor 2-like
Exons: 2
Coding region: 103-1344 (413 amino acids)
Biological process (GO): BMP signaling pathway
Cellular component (GO): extracellular region
Molecular function (GO): cytokine activity; growth factor activity
Source: RefSeq, a predicted model, not a curated record
AAGAAUCUCAAUUUCAACAGAUUGUCACCCAUAGUCAGUUUUAAAUACAUAGUGGGAACUGGGAAGGUAAAGCGUGUCGAUUGGGAAGGAUCUGAUCUGAAGAUGCAGUGCUCAAGGCGUUUCCUCUUCCAGAUGUGUCUGACUUUGCUGGUGUCCACGGGCUCCUGUCGGUGCAAACCACUGAACGAUGUCCUCCAAAGUGAAGAUCGCGGGGGCUUCUCUGAGACUUCCGAGCAGGACCUGGUCGAAGAGGAGGACAGGUUACACAGCUUUCUGGGAACCAUGAAGGAAGAGUUUCUGAGGAAACUCAAUUUAUCCGAUGUCCCACGGGAGCACAGCAAGAUAUACCCGCCACCGUUCAUGAUUGAACUGUACAACAAGUAUGCCUCCGACACGUCCUCGAUGCCUCGUUCUGAUGUCAUUCGCAGCUUCACCGUUCAAGAUGUCAGUCACUCUGAAAAAAAUGGCACCAAGUCAAAACACAGACUUCUGUUCAAUGUAACUGUCCCAAAUCACGAAGAGGUCAACAUGGCAGAACUCAGGCUGUUCACCCUGCUGGAUAAUGGGACAACCUCAACCUCUACCAAUGGGAUCGGGGCUUCCAUAAAGGUCUAUGAAGUGGAGUAUAAAGGAAACAAGGCCAUUGCCCACCUUGUGGAUGGGAAAGAGGUCAUUGGGACCCAUCACUCUUGGGAAACUUUCAAUGUGACCACUGCCAUCCAGAGUUGGGUCAAGUCGGACCGCGGGGCCAGUGAGUUUGAAGUGGUGGUCGACAGGUGGGACUGUGGGCCUUUCAAAGGCGGAGGUUUGGACGUGAGCGUGGGCGUGGGCGUGAGGGAUAACACGGCAGCUGCUUUGAUCGUCUUCUCCAACGACCUGGGGAGCAGGAAGAGAGAGGCCAAGAAGGAGCUGAGGGAGAUGAUAGUUCAUGAGGAAGAGACACUCUUCUCAGGGAGCGACUGGCAAGGGACCAACGACAAUGAGAUCCCCGUGGACUUACACCCGAGGCGGAAGAGGCAGACGGACACCAGCUACUGCCGACGGACCUCCAUGCGAGUCAACUUCAAAGACAUCGGAUGGGACCAGUGGAUCGUAGCGCCCCCUGAGUAUGACGCCUUUGAGUGUAGAGGGGUGUGUUACUACCCCCUGACUGACGACAUGACCCCUUCCAAACACGCCCUCAUCCAGACCCUGGUCAAUCUCAAGAACCCCAAAAAAGCCAACAUGGCGUGUUGCGUUCCCACAAAACUCGACCCCAUCACGGUCAUGUACCAGGAGAAUGGUGUCAUCACUAUACGACACCCGUACGAGGAGAUGAAGGUGGCAAAGUGUGGAUGUAGGUAGUGAGGGCUAACAUCCAUGGUGGUCCCCUUUAACCCGUUACUGUAAAUCUGUACAGUUCUGUUGUGAGAUGCAUUUGAGUUAUUUUAUUGAGUAUAUGUUCAGCGAAUGCACAGUCUGUCUAGAAUAGCAAUAAAGCCUAUGGUACAAUAUUUAUAAAUUAUUUAUGAGCAUUAUCAUUAUUGUUAUUAAGGUUUUAGAAAAUAAUAUAGGGUAGCCUAGUGGUUAGAGCGUUGGACUAGUAACCGGAAGGUUGCAAGUUCAAACCCCCGAGCUGACAAGGUACAAAUCUGUCGUUCUGCCCCUGAACAGGCAGUUAACCCACUGUUCCCAGGCCGUCAUUGAAAAUAAGAAUGUGUUCUUAACUGACUUGCCUGGUUAAAUAAAGGUAAAAUAAAAAAUAAAUUGGAUCUACAGAUGUAGGAUCUUAGUUAUGUGCGCAUGCAAAGCAAUAAAUACACAACGCAUGAUUGCUUACAUACUUAUAUUAUUAUAAUAAUUUAAUUUAUUCUGUUCUCUCAGACGCUUAAAUGACUUAAGCUAUUAACAUGAAUCCAACGUCCCAAUGUGCAGACUGCCACAACAGACUGGCCACCAUUAGCAUAAAAUAACUCACCAACAAUAACUCUUGAAACGUUCAAGCUGGAGACACCAAACCAACUUUCACAUUUCCAGGCUAUUCUAAUUUCAGAUUCUCUAAAACUUUAAUCAACUGGAACAAUAAACGUUUGCAUAAAUUAGCAUAAAAUAACUCACCAACAGUAACUCUUGAACAGUACAAGUUAGAGACACUAAACCAACUGUCAUAUGUUCAGGCUAUUGUAACUUCACAUUCUUUCAAAUCGUAAUCAACUAUAACUAUAUAAAUGUGCACACGUUUGCAUAAAACAACCCACUGACAGUAACUCUUGAACCAUUUCAUCUAGAGGCACCAAACCAACGUCCAGAUGUUUGGGCUAUCCUAAUUUCAGAAACUUAAAAACUUGUAUCAAUCAGAGACUGUGGGUUCGCACCCAGGCUCUGUCAUAACCGGCCGCGACCGGGAGGUCCGUGGGGCGACGCACAUUUGGCCUAACGUCGUCCGGGUCAGGCAGGGCUUGGCUGGUCGGGAUAUCCUUGUCUCAUCGCGCACCAGCGACUCCUGUGGCGGGCCGGGCGCAGUGCGCGCUAAACAAGGCUGCCAGGUGCACGGUGUUUCCCCCGCCACAUUGGUGCGGCUGGCUUCCGGGUUGGAUGCGCGCUGUGUUAAGAAGCAGUGCGGCUUGGUUGGGUUCUGUAUCGGAGAUCGCAUGGCUUUCAACCUUCGUCUCUCCCGAGCCCGUACGGGAGUUGUAGCGAUGAGACAAGAUAGUAGCUACUAAAAAAAACAAUUGGAUACCACGAAAUUGGGGAGAAAUUAUCAAUUAUAACUAUAUAUAUAUAUAUAUAUAUGUGUGCAUUAAUUUGCAUAACUCUUCAACCAUUCAAGCUCGAGACACUAAACCUACUUUCACAUGUUCAGGCUAUCCUAACUUCAAAUUCUUUAACACAUGUAUCAACUAUGACUGAAUAAAUGUGCAUAAAAUAACUCCCCAAUAGUACGUCUUAAUCUGUUCAAGCUAGAAAUACUGAAGCAACAUUUAGAUGUUCAGGCUUUCCUAACUUGCAAUUCUUGAAAACUUUCAUAAGGAUAAAAAUGUAUACACAUUUGCAUAAAAUAACUCACCAAAAGUAACUUCUCAACUGUUCAAGCUGCCAAACAGACAUUCACAUGUUCAGGCUAUCCUAACUUCAAUUAUUUCUUUAUUUUUUAACUAGAACUAUGGACAUUUGUAUACAUUUACAUAAAAUAAACUACCAACAAUAACUCUUGAACUGUUCAAGCUAGAGACACCAAACCAACUUUCACAUGUUCAUGCUAUCCAAUCAAUCAAAUCAACCCUUCACCAGCUAGCAUGCGCAUCACAUUUUCUUCAGAAAAUGCACUUUUCUAGUUUGAUCACUCUUUUGUUGCUGAGGAUUUUCCUGCACAGCAGGAAAUGCAAACGUGUUGUGUAUUGGAGUUUUUGAAAGGAUUCUCAAGUUUGUCAUUACCUCUUUGACAUUUCAGACUUGAUUUGCCCUAACAAAAAAUGUAGCAACCCCUACAAAAAUGUCCAUUAAUUAUAAUCCACAUAAUAAUUUGCAUUUGUUGCAGGAUUAUUUUCCUGCUGUAGCAACCUGGCUCAAAUUAAGAUCCUACAUCUGUAUUAAAUCUGUGUGCAUCUAUAGUUUGAUAUCUAUAACAAAAUUAGCAUGAUAUCUAAAGAGUUUGUACAUAGUGUCGUUUAUUUAUCAGUUGGCUAUGAGGACUAUCUUGCUCUACAAGUUUUAAUGGUAUUAGAGUUUUAAGUAUUUUUAUAGCAGGGAAUUUUUGAUUAUGACUUCUAAAUUAUUGCUUUGAAUUAAAUAUGGAUUGUUCUCAUUAGUUUCAUAUUAGAGUCAGAGAUUGUGGAUUAUAGGUAAAGGUUGCACUAUUACAUAACAGUGCAUUUUUUGUGCUGCAGUUGUACUAUAUGAAUAUUCAAUGUGCAUUUAUAAAGUUCAACUUUUGUGGAAGUUCUUCAUUGAAUAAUGUGUAAAGAGCGCACUCUACAGGUGAACAAUAAGCAGUUGUC